AAUAGCUAGCUACUGGCUGGAAUAUGUUGUUGUUUAGAUAUUGUACUGGUCACUGUGUUUUUGUCAUAGUUUUGGUAGUUGCAGAGUAUCGUGAUACGUUCUUAUUCUUUUUGUAAUUUAAGUUGGAAUGAGAAAUUACGGAGAUAAUGCUUCCUUACAUUUUGAAAGAGAUAGCUUGCUAGCUAGCUGUUUAGCCCUUUGACGUGAGCUAUUGGUUUAAAACGCAGUGUUUGCUGCUGACACAGACUAGAAACGCUGGACAUCAAUGUGGACUGUCUCACAAGGAUGACGGAGACAUCAACAUAAGGACGGAAGAUCAGCCCUUCUUAUCAUGAUUCGGGUUGUGGGGGUUACCAGCUCCACGCUUAUUGAGUGAUGGUUCAAGACUUCAAGCUCCCAAUGCCUACUCCCUCAAAGCCAGCCCAAUCCGCAAACUGACUCCUCUCACCAUUGAAGUCCAGUGGCAGCACUGGCACAAAAUUACCAUUUAACCAUCCCCUGAUCACGUUAGCCAUGCUGUUCUCUCUGCGGGAGCUGGUCCAGUGGCUGGGCUUUGCCACCUUUGAGCUCUUCAUGCACCUUGGCGCGUUUCUGAUCUUUAGCGUGCUGGUGGCGCUGCACGUUGACGUGUUUACCCUGGGCCUGAGCUGGUGGCUGGUCUUCGUGCCUCUCUUUGCCGCUGACGGCCUCAGCACCUACUUCACCACCAUCGUGUCCAUCCGCCUGUACCAAGAAGGCGACCGACGGCUGGCCGUGCUGAGGCUGCUGUGGGUCCUCACCGUGCUCAGUUUGAAGCUGGUUUGCGAGGUCCUCCUUUGCCAGAAGCUCGCAGAGCAGGAACAGGCACGGGAGCUCUGGUUCGGCCUCAUCGUCUCGCCCAUCUUCAUCCUGCUGCAGCUGCUCAUGAUCCGCGCUUGCCGUGUCAACUGACCAGUGAGAGCCCAGCAGCUGUCGCCCAUCUAGUCAACAAACCAAUCAGGGCUCAGCUGGCUUUGUGCACACUACACGAUGAGGUACCGAUGAGUGAAUUACCUGGGUGUAAUGAACCUUAAGGUCAUGCAGAAAAGGCCUCACAGGCUUUUGUCCACUUCUACCCAUAGCAUCUGCACUACAUGGCAUUGCAUUGAUCAGAUAGGAUGAACUGGCUAUUGGGGGUUCAUGGCCUCAUGCUGAACACAUACAGUCCAUUCAGCCACUUAGGUUUUCAUGGUCAAAGCGUAAGAGACUGCUUGUGGUACUGAGGGCCCACUGGUCUGAAUGACAUGAGCGGUAUUUUGAGUUGAGAAGAAUGGAACAGUAUGUAUGCAUGUAUACUUGUUUGUCGUGUCACUCAUAUGGGCUGGAUAAUGUAUUUUUAAUGUGCAAUUUGGUUGCUCUAAAUAUUUUCUGUUGUUCUCAUACUUUCAAGUGAGAUUCUGGAGUCUUUUCAGGACUUUUCUUUAUGGUCUGUUAUUUAAUUGUGCUCUUCUCAUGAAGUGCUUUCCUGAAUGUUUGUAUAAAUUGUAAAUAAAUGGACAUUUAAGCCUUUGUUUAUUUAGUGCUUGUGCUAUUUGUAUCAUUUUUUUUUUCAUUUGCAGUACUGUUCGUAUUCAUCUGGUGUACAUUCAUCACUGAGUAACGAUGACUGACCGAUAAUUUAAGUAUUAAAUCAAUUGUCCAGUUAAUUA
Clupea harengus (Atlantic herring) is the source of this 1667-nucleotide messenger RNA. It is a transcript of the gene tmem203, whose product is annotated as transmembrane protein 203. Lineage: Eukaryota; Metazoa; Chordata; Actinopteri; Clupeiformes; Clupeidae. Gene Ontology annotation, biological process: intracellular calcium ion homeostasis. The record is from RefSeq and is a predicted model, not a curated record. Gene Ontology annotation, cellular component: endoplasmic reticulum.